Messenger RNA from Metarhizium acridum CQMa 102, 3750 nucleotides. NCBI's taxonomy places the organism in Eukaryota, Fungi, Ascomycota, Sordariomycetes, Hypocreales, Clavicipitaceae. The record is from RefSeq and is a predicted model, not a curated record.
AUGAUGUGGGACGAAGAAAGCUCCAUGUUCGACGAGGUGAUGGGGAUUGAUCAGCUACUCAACAGCCUCUACAUGGACCAACCGACAGAGACCCUGCCACGCCGAAACCUACCAGGCGAAGAAGAACUCAGCCUGGGCGCACUUCUCCUACAAGUUUUACUUGCUGCUGUUAUUCGCUUUUCGUGGCUGCUUUGGAGACUCUCCAUGUCAAUAUGGAUACUGCUUUACUACCCCUAUAUUCGGUGCCUUUUGAACAUUCGCAUUCCCUUCUUCGUUGGUCUGACUGCUUGGCUUGUGCUCCUUACGGACCACGAUCCUCUCAGUUUCACGACUAGGGGCAGACCAGCUGGAGUCUGGUUUACCUCAGCCGAUUUGUAUCAACUGUGGUAUUGGUUCGCUGCGCCAAUCUUAUGCCGAACUGUAUAUCAUUUCCCAAGCCUUCUGAGAGACAUACAUGCCAAAGCUGCCCAGGAUUUCAACGAUGCAAUUGAGGUCGACAUCGGCCUAUCGGAAUAUGUCAUCGAGUGCUAUAAGCCUACACCUCCGCAGUCAGUUUCUGAUUAUGCCUUCCGCCUCUUGUUGCGUGAAAUACACCUAGACAGAGUCGAUGCAAAUAUCGACAAUCCAGAAUAUGAUCGGAAGAGUCGUACUCUGUUGCCACGAGUGGAAAGUAAUGCGCAUCUGGGCUGGGAUAAGUACUCCGAAGUCCUGGAUAAAAGGAAACAAAGGCGGGCUGCGUGUCACAAAGGACCUGUGGUUCACCGUUUGCGACUUGGACCCGAUGGCCAACUGGCGGCCGAUACAGACGGAAAAAGAGAGACACCGAAUAUAUUGAUUGUGGAGUAUUCCCAUACAGAUGAGCCGAAUCCUGUGCAUCUUCUUGAAUGGACGCUUCAGAAGAUGCGUAAGACGGGCACCAAGUUGAACGACCUACCAGUCCCUAGUACGGGCGGAAGAGUCUUGACGGACGACUUGGGAGAGCGAUGCGGCCCGAACAACGAAUGUAUCAAGGCUUCAGGUAUAUCGUCGCCUAGUUUGACUGUUGAGACCUCAGUUGACAAGGGAGCAAAGUUUCUGUCGUCUACCGAGAUUCCAGACGACCAGAAACAACAGACAGAAUAUGUGCGUGCCUCUGAGGAAUUAGAGCUUUCGCUUAUUGAUGUGGAUGAUGAUGUGGAAAAUGAGCUGACAGCUGAUUGUUGUGGGAAGAAAGAACAUGUAGACAGCCCUGAAGCAUUACUUACUACGGAUGAAGAGAUGCGAAGUGGGCCGAUCACGUUGAAAACCGAGCAUACACAAACAGAAGAUAUUGUGGCUGCUCGUGGAACAGCUGCGGAAGAACACUGGCGUGUCUCUGAGAUGGAUCUCGACAUGUUGGACGGCUUGCCAAACGAUGUCCAGAUCUUACCCUCGGCAGAAGCUCAGCUAACACCCAACCCUACAGAACAGCAACAGCCCAUACUCGAGGAAAAUUACUCCAAAUCCAGAUACGGUUCAGAAGAGACCUAUAGAUCUCCCGAAAAGGGACCUGUAUCCACUGGAGAUCACCAAACGGAUUCCGACGAGUUCUCAUAUGCCGCACAGAAACCAGUAUCCCCUACCGCAGAAAACGAUUUCGCACUCAGGUCUGCGCCCCUUGCGCUCGGGAAUGAAAGAGAUGUAGUUGAAAUCAUAAAGCCACAGGAAAUGCGGAUGGCCAUACAGAUGCAGCUGCCCUUUACGUCGGAACCUGAGCCAACCGCUGAAGAUUUACCACUUACUGUUGACGAUGGUUGCGACUCAUUCGAAAACGAAGUGUCCAAAAAAAUCGAAGAUGAUGCCAAUUUCAAAAUAAAUGCUUCAGUACUAACUGAGAUAAUAUCUCAGAGCAAGUCACGGUCUGAUUCGAAUGACAAAGAGAAAGAUGAAGCUUUCUUCCCACUGUGGGAACAGAUUACCCAGGAAGAUGGGGACCAAGCCAUGGCGGACUUCCUGGAGCCUGAAUUUCAAGAAGAGAGCGAUGAAAUGAAUAUUGACUCUCAGGAAGAUUGCGACAUGUUUGAUGAGCUACAUCCGGAUGUAUUUCGGAGCGAGGAAUGGUGUCCACAUGAAAAUACCAUAGCCAUGGAUAUAGAUGAUAUGGAGGACCUAGCCAUGGAUACGGGUGAUAUGGAGGAUGCAAACUCUCAGCAAGAAAUCGAAAUGGUUCAUGUUUCUGGACCAGAAACUCUGGAUAUGCAAACACCCGGGGUAGCUGAUCGAUGGGUUCACGUCACAUUAGCUGGAAUAUCGGAUGAACAACCCGCUGCCUACACGAUGUCGCAGCAGAUGCAGACCCCAAUUGACUCAUGCCACUUGAUGAAGGCCAUGGAAAUAGCCGAUUCUGAUCCACUGAAGAGCCAGGCGAAACUAGAAAGCGCUGAGGCAGCUGUUAUGGGCAAGAAUGACACAGUCAGUCGAGGUAGCCGAGUUGCCGAUUUAAACGAUGAAAAGAAUAUUUUUUCAGGGAAUGGUGAUGAGAAAGAAAUCAUGUCUGCUGUGAGAAAUACCGAAAUUCAUGAAAGUCAGGGGCCAAGGAAGAUAUUUCAUAGCCUUGACACCAGUAUCUCAUUGGUAUCAGCCACUCGGCCGAAUGAAGCGGGGUUUGAAAGAGUCGAUGGGAAGACCAGCUUCGAUUUCGAAGAAAUUCAAUGCCAAGAAGACGAAAAGCUGGAAAGAGAACUGGUGGCAGCAUACAACGCAGAGUUUGGUACACAGAAUGUCUUAGGCGCACUGGAAGAAAGCGAGAGCGAGGAAAAUAUAUCCUCACAUAACUGUAAAAGCCUCUCCAAUGGUUCGGUAAGCAAUGACGAGUUAGUCGAAGCAGGCCCCUCGACUAAUAGCUCGGACCGUCCAGACAAUCCAGUUAGGUUUCAUGGCGACGAUGCAAGAGGAAAGAAGUGUUAUAAGACACACAAGGAUGGCGAGACAGAAACAGAUGAUCAGGAAUUACCUUGUCCACAGAGAGGCAAGGUUGGCGACAUUGCGGCAGAAUCUCAGAGCCAAAUACCUCCUAUUGCUCCACGAACGAGCCGUCGUCUGGACCAUGAUGAACCUGACCAGGCGCCGCAGCCAUUUUCUCAGGCAUCGUCGGGUUUUUCACUUGUACGGAAAUCAACUUCGGAACAGAAGGGCCGAGAAAAUCCCGUUCAAGUCCCCAAAGAGUAUGGGGAUGAAUCAUCUUCCACAGAGAGUGAUACGCCAAAAGAGCCAAAGGAUAAGGCGUACAGAAAGCUAGUCGAUCCAGAGGUCAUGGGUCGUCCUGUGCUUCCCAGUGGGAGCGUCAUUAACUCUACCACAUUGCAGGCAUCGACACAUACAUCGGAGCCGGACCAAGAUGCGCCUGCUCACCUUAGAAUAGAUGGCCUUAAUUCCCCAGCCGGCAAUCUUAUGCACGUUGGUUCGCCUUCCCAACUAAUUGCCGACCCGAGUACUUCAACCAUUCUAGGAGCCAAAUCUUCAGGACCUUCCGAGACUGGGAGACUAGAGAAAGUGAAGAAUACUUAUAUGAAGGCUAAACGCCGGCCGCCCAGGCUAUUCCACGACAAGACAGGAAGGGCCCCUUCAACGCCGCAUGGGACUCGGUCUAUAGGUUCCAUCGAGAGAGAUGAACAGUUGAAGUCGUCUGACGGAAUGAAAAGUCUGAAUCGACAGUACUCGACCAGUACACAAACAGCCGAGGGUAUGGGAAAGACAGACCAUCGUAGACCGAUAAAAGUGAUUCCAAUAUAA